Molecule: messenger RNA, 2022 nt
Organism: Symbiodinium sp. CCMP2592
Lineage: Eukaryota; Dinophyceae; Suessiales; Symbiodiniaceae
Source: the annotation of a GenBank genome assembly
AUGCCUGGAACGAAUCGCAGCCGGAGGCCGGGAGAAGGAUUGCACUCCAGCGUUUUUCUUUGGGCUGCAAAUCGCGUUCUCCAGGAGAAGAGGCUGCGCCGAGGAGACCGCCUGGUUGCCAUCGAUGGGCAAUACCUCAAAGGCAGAGCGCGCGAGGAGAUGAUCGAGGCCUUGAAGCAGAAGAAGGGACAGGUGCCAGUGCUAGAGCUGCAGAAAUGUUGGUGGAUCCGCUUGAAAGAGCCGUUUGGUCGGCUCGGGAGCCAAGUUUUAGGCUCGGGCGGGGCUUGGGGCGCCAUGGCGCACAAGUCCAACCCCUACAAGAAGGCCGGCAAGUGGAAGUGCACGUCUGGUGACAUCAUCUUGCUGUCCCUCUUUCAUUCCCAGCAGUGCCAGCUGGCGCUAGGCACGCUCGAAGUUCCGCUGGAAGUGGAAGAAGAAGCGCACGCGCCGCUUGCAGAAGAAGCGCCGAAAGAUGCGCCAGCGCUCGAAGUGAGGAGGCCCGUCGUGCACAGCAUCUCGAACUGGAGGUGCUUGCAGCCUGCGCAGAUGGAACGACAGAGCAGUGAGAUCGCGGUAUCUGAUAUCACAAUGGACAUGCUGCUGGAUUCGGGAUUCAGGUCGGGUCUCUUUCACGCCUUCGAGUGUGCGGCUGCGGCCCUGGUGAAUCAGCAGGAACAUCCGACACAAAAGCCAAAGGGCACAAAGCAGAGCCAGCAGAGCCAGUCCGGUCGCUUGCUCGUCAUGUACUUCUCCUCUGCAAGGUUUCGCAGCGCCAUCUGGAUCCACAAGGUGCUGUCCAUCCGUCAGGGUCCGCGCGUGGCCUCCAUGAAUGCAGCGGUUGGCGCUUUCUGCGUGGCCCUCGUUGAUGUGGUGUCAGGCGUGGGAUGGCCCAAGCGGCCCAAGCUUGAAUCAAUGCCGCUCUUCGCGCGGCGCGUUGGCUUCCGAGCUUCCGGCUCUGGCGGUUCCGGCGAGAGCUGCCUGGUGCUGGCCAAGCACGGCUCAGCGCUGCAGAGUUCCGGAGGUGGAAGGUGGAGUGUGUUUGCUCCAAGCGAAAGCGACGAAAGAAGCGCAGUUUCAGAGCCUCCGCCGGGUGACUGCGCAGACCUGAGAUGUCCUCCUUCGGCCAUUGAGCCUACAUGCAUAGAUGAUCUGGAAGCAGCGAUCUGUGGAGGCGGCAUGGUUAGCGACAACAUGCGACAACUGUGUCUGUGCCUGUGGACCUCGGAACUUGGUCGCCGCUCGCUGGAGGUCGUGGCUAUGGCUCGCUAUGGCUCGCUGGUGCUUUGGGACGGUCUGGCCGAGCUCUGUUGGUCGCGCCACGGGGAGAUCCUGGCCUCUCUGAAGAAGAUGCCUGCCAAGGAGUUGAAGAAGAUGAUGAAGCUCAGUGAUGAGCUAGCCAAGCAGACUGCAGAGAGGUUUGCCAAAUUUAAAGCGCAGCCGAGCAAGGCUGCGUGCCUGGCCUUUGAUGGCCCCGCCUUUCGUGGCUUUGCGGCCAAGAGCUUCUCGAAGGCAGACGAGAAGCAAGCACAGGCAAGUGUUCGCAUCUUGUGUGCGCUCUAUGGGGUCUUGAAGCCUUACGAUCUGAUCAGGCCAUACCGCCUGGAGAUGACUUCGAAGCUGCGAGGCAAGACGAUGUACGAUGUCUGGGGUGACACCAUCACUGAUGCCCUUGCAAAGGAGCUCAAGUUGAGCAAGGCCAAAUUCUUGGUGAACUGUGCCUCUCAGGAGUUCUGGAAGGCAGUUCGACCCAAGAAGCUACCAUCAAGCGUGCAAGUGGUUAGCUGUGAAUUCUCCGGGCCGUCCAGCUUGGUCAAGCAGGCGCGCGGUGCCAUGUGCAAGUACAUCGUUCAAAAGCGUGUGAAAACUCCGGCCGACUUGAAGAAGUUCACAGGAGACGCGAAGAACAGGUUUGCUUUCAACGCUGCAAAGUCCAGCAACAGCAAGCUCGUGUUCACGCGUGGAGGCGCAGCCAAGAGGAAAUCCGUUGAGGCACUGUGGCCGAAGAAGCGCAGGCGGACGUGA